This is a messenger RNA of Rubroshorea leprosula, 1539 nucleotides long. The record is from the annotation of a GenBank genome assembly. Lineage: Eukaryota; Viridiplantae; Streptophyta; Magnoliopsida; Malvales; Dipterocarpaceae.
UUGUUUCUUUGGUUCAACCUUUGCCUAUGGUUGUGUUAAUUUUCACUGGUGAAUCUCGGGUGGAUACGUGGCUGUGGGCUGAAGUAUUGUCUGCAGAUGCUUUCUUGGCAUUUGAGGCUGCUGGAUUAGAUUAUAGCAAGGCUGUUAAAGAAACCGGCUGGAAGUUCCAAGAGACAAUUCUUGAUCGUGGAGGUGGAAAAGCACCACUAGAGGUCUUUAUUGAAUUCCGAGACGAUUGGGUGACAAUAGGCUUUUCAGCUUCUACAGGAGGUGUAGCUGGACAACACACACUCAAAUCUUGGAAAUUCAAUUCAAGUUUGGAUGCUAAGGAAGCCAAUGAGAAUUCAUCAAGAAAGAUCAAAAUAGUUGUUGCUAUUGCAGUACUGGUGAUUGUUCUUCUCAUUGGAACACUUUUAGCAUAUGUGAUUAUAAGGCAAAGAAAGAAGGUAAAUAAAAGGGCAGAGGUAACAAAUUUAACAUCUAUCAAUGAUGAUUUUGAGAUAGGCACCGGACCGCGAAGGUUUUCAUACCAAGAUCUUGCCUCUGCUACUAACGAUUUCUCUCAAGAUAGGAAAUUGGGUGAAGGAGGUUUUGGUGCAGUUUAUAGAGGCUAUCUAGCCGAUGUAGACAUGUUGAUUGCUGUAAAGAAAAUUUCUAAAGGAUCAAAACAAGGAAGAAAGGAGUAUGUAACAGAGGUGAAGACCAUUAGUCAGUUAAGGCAUCGAAAUUUGGUGCAGCUUAUUGGUUGGUGUCAUGAAAGGAGCGAGUUCUUGCUUGUUUACGAGUUCAUGUCAAAUGGUAGUCUUGAUUCUCAUCUCUUCGGCAAAAAAAGUCCUUUUCCUUGGCAUAUAAGGUAUAGAAUAACACUUGGAUUGGCCUCAGCAAUUCUGUAUCUUCACGAAGAGUGGGAGCAGUGUGUGGUGCAUAGGGAUAUUAAGUCCAGUAAUGUAAUGUUGGAUUCCAGUUUUAAUGUUAAGCUUGGUGACUUUGGGUUGGCUAAGUUGAUGAACCAUGAGUUAGGUCGAAUUACAACAGGGUUGGCAGGUACUUUUGGCUACUUGGCUCCAGAAUACAUAAGUACAAGGAAGGCAAGUAAAGAGUCAGAUGUGUUUAGUUUUGGGGUGGUGAUAUUAGAGAUUGCUACUGGAAGAAAAUCUACAGAUCGAAUGGGGGAAGAGUCUGAUUUGGGAUUGGUGGAGUGGGUUUGGGAUCUUUACGGGAAAGGAAGACUUCAUUCCGGUGUUGAUGAGAGAGUGAGGAAGGAUUUUGAUGAGAAACAAGCCGAAUGUUUGAUGAUUGUUGGAAUGUGGUGCUCUCACCCUGAUAGUAGCUUAAGGCCAUCAAUUCGGCUAGCAAUUCAGGUUUUAAAGUUUGAGACAACAAUGCCAAAUCUUCCUGCAAAAAUGCCUGUACCUAUGUAUCGUGUACCUACACCAUUAGUUAACUCUAGAGAACCUUCUAUUUCUUAUUCUAGCAUAGAGGCAGGUCGUUAAGACAUGAUUUAGUUAACUUUUCAUCAAAUAAAAUAUCUGGUUAUCU